GGUGCGAGGAGCCAAUUUGUAAAUGAUUUUGAACGAACGAACUUUAUAGUGCCUGUAAUAUUGCAUCGUUGCGUGUGUCAUUCAAACAUAAAAUGCAAAAUUUGUGUAUUAAUUGAUUUUGCGUCCUUAGUUGUAAUAAUUAUCUUUUUCCAUUGUACGAAUUUACAAAAUCCACUAUCGACUCUAUUUUUUAGAAAACUAACCUCUAUUUUUGCCGCACGUUAUGUGAAUGAAGUGCAAAACUAUAAAGACUAUUAUUACUUUUGGUGUGAAGUGACACAGUGACAUUUAAUAAUUUUGAUGUAGCUUUGUCGAAGCUUUUAAGUGAAAUGAGUCGUAUAUUUCGAACAUAUCAGUCACUCCUGCGGAAAUUUCCUACAGGAAUGCAAGCUGUGCAAGCUGGUACCUUGAUGGGAUUAGGUGAUCAGAUUGCACAGAAUGUCAUUGAGAAGAGGCCGCCUCAUGAUUUAGAUCUCGUCCGGACGGGACAGUUCUCCUGCAUAGGCUUUUUCAUAGUAGGCCCAACAGUGAAAGCUUGGUAUGGGAUAUUAGAUAAGUAUAUUGGUUCAAAAGGAGCUGCUGUUGUUCUGAAGAAAGUCAUCUGUGACCAAUUAUUGUUUGCACCAUGUUUUACAGUCAUACUGUUGAGUAUGAUUGGUGCUAUGCAAGGAAAUAGAUUUGAUGGUAUUAAAUUAAAAUUAGAAAAUGAAUAUACAGAAAUAAUGAUAAAUAAUUAUAAGCUAUGGCCUGCUGUGCAGUUGAUUAAUUUUUACCUUGUACCCCUACAUUACCAAGUCCUAGUUGUUCAAGCUGUAGCUGUUUUAUGGAAUACUUAUAUAUCUUAUCGGACAAACAAAGACAAUACCAUAAAUGUUUAA
This is a messenger RNA of Copidosoma floridanum, 878 nucleotides long. RefSeq names its product Mitochondrial inner membrane protein MPV17 (gene Mpv17). Gene Ontology annotation, cellular component: mitochondrion; membrane; cytoplasm. Gene Ontology annotation, biological process: regulation of mitochondrial DNA metabolic process. Gene Ontology annotation, molecular function: channel activity. The record is from RefSeq and is a predicted model, not a curated record. NCBI's taxonomy places the organism in Eukaryota, Metazoa, Arthropoda, Insecta, Hymenoptera, Encyrtidae.